GUUAACGGAGGAAACUUCUAUAUUCCUUUGAAGUCAAACAAAUGUUAUAAUAAAAAUAUAUUGUACAUAAUGUAAAACCAUCAAUAUGAUUAGAAGUGUUAGCGUACAUCAUUUAAGGACAAUUAAUGGGACGGAGGCCACAUCUGCGCCGGAGCAUGCCAGUCAUAUAAAUAGCAUUGCUAGUGCUAAAAAUAUAAAUGUGCAUUAUAGAGGACAAAGGCUAUGGGAGGGGCGACUGGGAAAUAUCACGCGUAGUAUUAUGAAGGGACCGUGGAAUAUUUGGUGGCAGAGUUUCACAGUAUUGAUGAUAAUCUACAAAUACGUUGUACACUUAUUAAUAGCUUAUUACUUGGAAGACUCUAACGCUUUCUUAGACGCAACUGUGAUCCUUGGCGAGGUGUUUUUCUCAUUGGACGUCUUAUUGCACCUGUUGCAUGCAUUCUGGCCUAUCGUGCGACUGCAUAUGAGAGUGUAUAGACGAAACUACAUAAUGUUGUUCUUAGACGUCAUCAGUCUAUUUCCUUUGGGAAUAAUUUUCAGACACAAACAACGUUACAAGACUUGGUUACUUAUGGGGCGAUGUUUUGCCAUUGGACGCAUUUACAGAUUAAUCGGAUUUUUUCGGAGCCUAAAUGAAACGAUGAGAAGUACUCGCAAGAAAAUGUAUGUACUGGAACAUUUACUACUGGUACUCUUGAUGUUACAUGGUGCAACAUGUCUAUGGUACUGGUUCCACAGACCAGCGCUUAGUAAUCGAGAUUGGCACUUUUUGGGCUUCAAGAUUCCUAGCAGGAGUAUCAAAUUUGACAACUACAUGGCAUGCUGGUACUACUGCGCCUGUCGCUUUUUCAACACAAUAUUUGGUGACAGUUUUCCUCUGAACUUUCAAGAGAAAUGGUUGACUUCCUUGUUGAUGAUAUUUGGAUUUGUUUGUAUGCGUUAUCGAUUUAUUGGAAGUUUCACUUGGGAGUUGGUAUUGGAAAAUCGGCGAUGGUCUGUUUUUGUAGAGCAGUAUCACCACAUGAUCCAAUACCUGAAGUUCCACGGAGUUCCAUCAGGGCUGGUCCAGCAAGCAAUGCUGUACAAGAAACAGCUGUGGAGGAUGAAGGACGGGAUUCUGACAACCCAUCAUUUGAAAGAAUUGCCUGUGCCGAUUCAGAUGGAACUCAUCUUUGACAUAAACGUCGCCCAUUUUCACGACUCCUACCUCUUGGGGGAUGCUGAGGAAUCUUUUAUGCGGCACAUAUCCCUGUUGAUGAGACAUGAGCUGUAUUUGGCUGGACAGUAUGUUUGGAACCAGGGCGUGGUGAAGAACGGAAUGCUGUUUAUCAAACGAGGAGUCUUGGAAAUGCUCUCAGAUGAGGACGAUGAAAGUCCGAUGAUAGCGUUUAAGGAAGGAACUGUACUGGGUGAAAUAAGUCUGUUUUAUUCAAUACCAUCAAAAGUUACCGUAAAAGCGGCUACAUACGUAGAAUUGCAGGUGUUACGAAGAACGGAUUUCAUGAGAACAAUGGCUGAAAAUCCUCAUAUGCUACAAAUCAUCCGCAGCAAAGUAGACUCGAGAAUAAAAAGCUCUAAGAUAAAACAGAAUGCAAUUAUAAAAUACGACCAAAAUGAUUCUCGGCUUAUUAGAACACGAUACAGACCGAUGAAGUUAUUUAAAAAUCAUUUAUCGGGAAUUGAAGAGGAGGAUCCAACGUUUGUAGAUGAUUCCCAUAUGUAUUACAAAGAUGAGAACAAUGUCAGUCAUCGGAAAUUUACUACUGAAUAUCUAAAUUUGUAUAAGAUUGCCAGCAAUGUUACCACGGUAGAAGAACCUCGAAUUUGUCUCCGUGCAACCUUCCCAUGGAUUUUGGAGCCAAAUACAGAUUUCACAAACAUGUUCGACUUAGCCCACUUCAUAAUGGUGUUGUAUGUUUGUAUAAUGUACCCGCAUUUGGCAGUCGUCUCAGUACAGUCUGAUUGGGAGAAAGUUGUGGGCGCAAUCGUGAUUGCUGGAUUGUUGCUCAACAUCUAUAUACAGCUCACUACUGCUAUUGUUGAAAAAAAUGUCAGAAAAGAAACAGUGAGAGAGAUAGCCGAGGAAAAAAUGGCUUCACUUGGCUUUUAUCUUGACGUUCUAUCAGUUUUUCCCAUGUACAUAUUUACCGACACACUGGACCCACAAGGUGAAUCGAUCGCUAAGCAAAUAGCCAUUUUGUUCCCGACGCUACAAGUAUGGCACAUUUGGAGUUAUUUUGCCAAAUGGCGUAGAAAUUUUCACAGCAAUGCAAAUUUCCUAUGCUGUGCAAAAUAUUGCAUCCUCUUUUUGAUAUUCUGCUAUUGGUCAGGAUGCAUUUUAUACCUUACCACCUGUCCUAAAAAUUUAUGUCGAGAGAACUCUUGGAUGUCCUUACUCAUUUUCUGGGAGACGAAAAUAUUUGUAACAAAUGAUGCCAAACAUGAGAGGCCAAUGACCUCCUCAAUUUUCUUCGGAGCAUCAGUGUUCACAGGUAGUGGAGCGUCUGAGAUUUCACCAGGAUCUGAGGAUUUGAUGCUGAUCGUAUUACUUUUAAAAUUGGGAGCUUAUUUGUCAUUCUUCUAUAUCGCUAAAAUUUGUUCAAUAUACGUUUUAUCAACGCAACGAAAGUUUAAGUUUAAGGAAUCUAUGAGGGAACUCUUUUACUUCCUCUCAGUGAAUCAUGUCAGUGUAAAAAUCAAGGCACGGGUGAAAAAGUUCUUUUGCGUUCAAUGGUAUUACAACAAUGCAGUUUCAAGUGAAGAAAUAUUCAAAGACAUGUCGAGUAAUAUCCAACAAGAAAUCUUGUCAUUGGAGAUGAUAGAAACUUUACUAUACUGCCCACUCUUCCAGGAUUGCAGUCGAGACUUCUUGCAAACUCUAGCCUCAAACUCUAGAACUAUAGUGUUACCGGACAAUGAGGUCGUACAACACGCAGCUGACAUCGGCCGUGACAUGUAUAUUUUGAAAAAGGGAUAUUGUAAUAAGUUGAAUAAUCUUGGGAAGGUUGAAUCGUCUCUUGGACCUGGCAGCAACGUAGGUCUUGUUGAAAUGUUGUACGGACUCCCCAAGGUAUUUACAGUGGUGACUACAACGAACUGCAUUUUACUUCAUAUAGAAUACACCGUUCUGGUGCAGUGCUGGAGCUCAUUCCCCGACAUUUCUGAUUCUUUACAACAGGUAAUAAAAGAUCCUGAAAUUCUUCAACAAGCAUCACGCUACGAAGAGGGCAAGCCUCUUAUGGGAAAGAUUGAUGCAAAGACGAAUAAAAUAGCGAAAGAAAUUAAAGAGAGCUUUGUAGUAAUAAGCGGAAGUAAAGAAAGGAUGCAAUACAAAGAAGUGUUUGAUAAAUUAGGAAUUAUGAGGUAUUUGCGAUACAUUUUCCUGCCUGGAUGCGUUACUCCACAUGGGUUCUUUUUGAAACUAUGGUGUUCAAUAAGAUUCAUAUUGGCAAUUUAUUACGUUAUCAUCAUACCCUAUAACAUCGCUACUAAACAAAGCAAACUGGACAGUAGCUACUCCUGGACGGACAUAGUAUUGUAUGUUGAUAUUAUAUUAAUGGCCUAUGUGGCAUACUAUGACGAGAGAUCGCUUUUGGUGACACAUCCCUUACUUACAAUGACGCGCUAUUUGAAGCACGCUUUCUUUUUGGACAUUCUAAGCGUUUUUCCUUUUGAAGAACUGUUCAGAGUCGUAAAUGACCACGCCGUCUCAACGGAUCUAUACAGGAUAAAUCGUAUUUUACUAGUAUUCAGAAUAACAGGUGCGUUCUCGUAUUGGGAGAACGAUAUAAUGCAAGUAAAUCAAGCAGUUGUCCUGCUAAAGUUUCUCCCGAUUGCUAUGACGUUGGUAAACUUUGCGACCGCUUUCAUCUUUAUGAACUCCUGCAAGCCACAGAUACUGCGCGAUUCCAGCUAUGUUAUGGUUAAUUGUAGGAGCGUUAUGGUGUUUAAUACUGCUGAAACAGAACUGAAGACUGCUGUGUCACAAUACUUUCAUAUUUUUUAUUGGGUGUUUCAAAUAUUUAUGGGUUGUGGAUGCACUCCAGUAAUUGUAUCAAACUCAACAGACGUAUGGUUGGCGACUGCAUUACAAAUAACUGGGAUACUUUAUUUUGCCUUUAUGUUCGGAUAUAUUUCCUCUACGCGUUCUGCGUCUUCACACGCAUUAUUAAGUCACAAUGAAAAAACCAGGGAUUUAGCGGACUUUUUGUAUGGAGAGAACGUCGACCUGACGCUUACGGUGAAAACUUUGAAAUACUUUGAGUAUGUAUGGAAAAGAACUCAUGGCAGCGACCCGCAGAAAAUAUGCCGAGGUCUAAACUCGGCGCUAAUGGAAGAUACGCUCGUUUUCAUGUACGAGAGGGCACUCCGCGAGGUGCCGUUGUUUGGCAAAGUGGAGCGCUCUUUCAUCAGGGUCAUUACGCAGCAUCUCCACGAGAUGUACUUCCUUAAAGGCGACACCGUUGUGCUGUGCAAGGACUUGCAGACUAAUAUUUAUAUCAUUUAUAGAGGCAAGGUAGACGUUUUGAGUUCAUACAAUGAAAUGAUAACAUGUAUGGGACCUGGUGGCAUGUUUGGUAAUUUCUCUGGACAACCAGUCUCAAUAUCUGGAGUAGCGAUAUACGCAAGCAGAAACUUAGAUUUGCUAGCACUGCCUUCCCAAACGUUUUUCAACCUCGUCAAAUACUAUCCAAAGAUUCAAGAACCGUUGAAGAAGGCAUUCGAAAUAUCUAAAGAUUACAUUUUGCCCAUAUCAAUGGACAACAUGGACGAGGAUUCCUCAGGUGACUCAGAUUUAGAUUUGAUGUCACAAGAUUCAGCGUUUGAUUCAAGAAGCGGUUCCAGUCGAUUUGGAUCAUUAGGAGGUCAUUAUACGAGUAGUACAUUAGCUACUGCUCAAUCAGCAAGCAAUAUGAGCCAAUCAAAAUCUGUGACGAGUGUUGUGUCUUAUCGGAGCUAUUUACAUGUUAAUAACAUAUUAAAACCGGGAUCUAGUUUGUAUCAGGCGUUUGGAUAUUUGACUUGCAUCAUGGCAACUGCGAAUUACGUCCUGGCUUUAUAUGAAUUGGUUACUUUGAACGAUUGCUAUAUAAUAUUCUGGGUCCAAUCAUUUUUUGAUAUAUAUUUUUAUAUCAACAUUUACAUAUCGAUGCAUCAGGGAUACCUUAAUAGACACGGCAACCUCAUAUUGGAUGCUCCUAAAUGCCGCGCCAGGUAUUACAGACAUAAACUGUGGGUAUGGACCGAUCUGCUUUGUAAUUUCCCAUUUGAACUGUUUGGGUUCUGCUUUCCGAAACCAUUAACAGCGGUGCAUUAUUUCCGAGCAAACAAAUUGCUCAGACUAAAGUACUUGGUACAGUUCUAUCGCAAGACCUCAGCUGAGCUUACAAAUAAUUUAACAACGCUGCAGUCUGCAAUGACCAUCUUAAUUGUCGUCCUGCUGUUACAUACUUUUACUUGCAUUUGGCUUUUGACACUACUAGCUUUAUCGCCUUACAAUAUUAUUAGGACGCUGAAAAUGCACUUGAUAGACGAUGACUUGCCUCUACGACUAUGGGAUUACACCAGCUCUUUUUAUGUAGUAGUUGCAGUCCUGACUUCUACGGGUGGUGACGAAUUCCUAGUGGACGAUAUACCUUCUAAGAUCAUCUUGGCUAUAUGCCUCAUUUGUGGGAAAAUGUUGGCAGCCACUGUAAUAGCUACAUCCAUGCAAGUCGCAUAUUCAGCUAGAUACGCUUUGAACACGUAUGAAAAAGCUACAUGGGAGCUCAUUGAUGUUUUGAAAAAUCAGGGUCUGUCAAGUUACCAACUAAUGAAAUUUUGGAAUUACGUUCAAAUGCUGUGGGUUACUGAAAGAGGCCGUCAGUUACCAGCUUUGCUCCCUCAAACGCCGUACGUGCUCCGCUGUGACCUGAUGUCGGCCAUGUUUGGCCAACAUUUGCGCAAUUGUUUUAUUUUCGCGGAAACCGGCGAGCCUUUCCUACGUCAGCUUAGCGCGUUGCUGGAUUACUCCAUCUAUUUUCCAGGAAAUUACAUAAUAGUAGCUGGUGAUAGUGAAACUCGCAUGCAUUGGGUGGCAUCGGGUAGUGUCGCGGUGGUAUCAGUGCGACCCGAUCUUACAGAGACUACACAUGAGCUGCUGGGACCUGGUGAUGUGUUCGGUAUCAUGCAGGGGUUAAACCGUGGAGUCCCUCAUUGCUUCUCUUACCGAGCCGAAAAUAAGGUGGGCAUCCUCACACUGAGCUUAGAUUCUUGGAUCAACAUCUUGCCAUACUUUCCAGAAGCAGGGAAACUCAUUUCGGAAAGAUCGGAAAUUCUGUUCACACAAAUAUGAAGAUAAAAUUGAGUAUCACUAUUUAUCAUUAAAUCAUACCUAUAGAUUAACUAGUAUUUUAUUAUAAUUUUAUUGUUUGCA
Maniola jurtina (meadow brown) is the source of this 6415-nucleotide messenger RNA. RefSeq lists its product as uncharacterized. The record is from RefSeq and is a predicted model, not a curated record. Gene Ontology annotation, molecular function: protein-containing complex binding. Bases 86 to 6334 code for a protein of 2082 amino acids. Lineage: Eukaryota; Metazoa; Arthropoda; Insecta; Lepidoptera; Nymphalidae. The transcript has 46 exons.